CUGGUGCAAAAUAGAAAUCCAACCUUUCGCGCAGCACUAGAAGCAAGCUUUGCUAUAAAGGGGGACCGGCAUAAAGAAGUUAUAGGCAAUCCAAGAAGGGAAUCAGAGUCUGUGGAACGCAGUUGGGUGGAAUCUUCAGUCUUCAGGAUUGAGGGCAGAGGGCAGGGUGCCCGUGUAAGCCCCAAAAAGAUAAAUGAGGGGAGAAUGAAUGAAAGGUUUCUGAGCUAUGGAACGAAACGUGGCUUACAAUUCUCCAUACAUUUCCCGCAUACAUCUUUGUGUCGUCAGGUUGCUGGUUUCGCAAUCGGUGGACUAAGCGGUGGUGAAGCGAAAGACGAUUUCUGGCGUAUGGUUCACUUGUCCACUAGUGCUCUGCCAACGGAUCGACCCCGCUAUCUGAUGGGUGUUGGAUUUCCGGUCGAUCUGGUUGUCUGCGUCGCUUUGGGUUGUGACAUGUUUGAUUGUGUUUAUCCGACAAGGACCGGACGGUUCGGUCACGCUUUAGUCCCCUGGGGUCAGCUAAACCUACGUCAAGCCCGAUAUAAAUCCGAUUUCCGUCCGAUAGACGAGGACUGUUCCUGCCCGGCCUGCACACGACCCCUGUCACGUGCGUUCAUUCAUGCGUCCUUGUCUGGACACCAGGUUUGCGCAUCCGCCCUCAUCAGCGUACAUAACCUCGCUUACAUGCUCGGUUUGAUGCGAAGUGUUCGCGAGGCGAUUUCGGCUCACAAAUUCCCACAAUUCGUGCGUGCUGGUGGUGAUCCGGACCAGUCUCGUAUCGAAUAUGAGGAUACACGUCCUCCGUCGUGGGCUGUGGACGCAUUGGCCAGAGUAGGGAUUGAUAUUUCAGAUUUGGGUUAUCCGGAUGAUCGGGAGUCCACUCCAUCCAACAGAACAGAAGAAGAAAUGAAAUUGAAGCGUUCGAAAGUCGACUAA
This is a messenger RNA of Echinostoma caproni, 936 nucleotides long. NCBI's taxonomy places the organism in Eukaryota, Metazoa, Platyhelminthes, Trematoda, Plagiorchiida, Echinostomatidae. The record is from the annotation of a GenBank genome assembly.